AUGACAAAAGCCGACGAAGCUAGAAGCGUUCAAAGCACAAUUCUGGAAAAGUUAUCUCGUAUAGAAGACUACCUACAAAAGAUUAAUACGCAAAAUGACAAUAUCAGCCGUUUAAAAGCGCGUCGAAACAUUCUUGAAAGUCUCAGGACGAAUCAAAACAAUAAAGAAUGUCUUCUAAAUUUGCCGGCGUUAAACUUAAAAACAUUUUCAGAAAAACGGUUCAAAAACACUAGACUGAUCGUUCAGGAUCAUGUUAUGUCAAUUUUAAAUGCUCCGCUAUUACUCAAAUCUUCCCCGGCCGCACUUCGUGAAUUACUAGACAACGUCAUUACUAAUAUGGCUGCCUUAAAAACAUUAAAAAUUCCAGUAGAGUCUUGGGACGCGUUAAUAAUUCCGAUAAUCGCGGAAAAAUUAGAUUUUAAUUCAAAACGGGAAUGGCAAACGUCCUUAGAUACCAGAAUUCCUACUUACGAACAAUUUAUAACUUUCCUAGAAAAGCGUGUUACGGUUUUAGAAGCUCUAAACAGUUACGGAAAUUCGGGCAAUCAAAAUAAUGCUCAUCCAAAGAGCAAUCAAAUUACAAAACGCACUACAGCACAUUUAGCGACUACAAAACCAAAACGAAGCUCCUGUUCAUAUUGUAAGUCUAAUGAACAUAUGAUUCAUCAAUGCCCUGAGUUUAUUAAUCUAUCAGUACAAAGUAGACUUGAAAAGGUCAAGCUUAUAAAACUGUGCAUCAAUUGUUUGAGAAAUAAUCAUUUUGUCGAAAAUUGCAGAGUAACCACUAAAUGCCGCAAUUGUAAUAAAAAACAUCAUUCGUUACUCCACGUUGACGCCUCAAGUCAACAGGGCUACAGCGAUAAUCCGGGAUCAAUGUCGAAUUGUAUCACGAAAAAGGCGUGCAAGGAAUUAGGUUUACGGAGCUUUAAAGAAAAUUUUGAAAUUAAAGGCGUAAAUGGUACCACCAGCAACACGACUCAAGCGGUGUUCAUCAAUAUAAAGUCCCGUUAUAAUGCUUAUUCAGCCGGAAAUGUACAAUGCAUUGUCGUUGACAAAAUUACGGAAAGUUUGCCGCUGGUACCAUUAAACCCAGACGAUUUGGAAAUUCCGAAAGAUGUGCAAUUGGCGGACCCUCAUUUCUAUGAAAGCUCCAAGGUAGACGUACUAAUAGGCGGCGGGCUCUUCUGGUCAUUGUUAUGCGUAGGCCAAUUCUCUCUACCUACUGGAUUAGUGUUUCAAAAAACCCAUUUCGGUUUUAUUGCGGGCGGCCCGUACUGUAGUAAAUCUAAUGCACAUCCUGCAAUAAAUCGUCGUAAUACUUCCGCAAUAAAUACGGCUUAUUGUAAUCUGGCUGUAACCACUCAAGAUUCAAUGGAAGAACGAGUUGCUAAAUUUUUUGAAGUCGAGGGCAGUAGCACAGGUUUUCAUGAUAAGCAACCCCUAUCUGAUGAAGAGCUGAAAUGUGAAAAACAUUUCAAAACAACAACAAUACGCGAUACAAAGGGCCGUUUCAUAAUUAAACUCCCGACAAAGGGUAAUAACAUAAACGUGUGGGAGUCAAAAAAAUUAGCAAUGAAGCGUUUUUGUAGUCUCGAGAAAAAAUUUGCCAAGGACGAAAAUCUUAAGACGGCCUAUUCAAAAUGUAUGCAUGAAUACCUCGCGCUAGGGCAUAUGCAGUUGAUGUCGAAUAAUCCAAAGACUAACACAUUAUACUUACCUCAUCAUGCGGUACAUAAAGAGUCCAGCACCACCACCAAAUUAAGAGUCGUUUUUGACGCUUCCGGAACGACUGUUUUUUUUCUUUUUUUGGUGGAGGGGAAAUGUCUACGCAGACCACCGUAA
This is a messenger RNA of Zophobas morio, 1842 nucleotides long. RefSeq lists its product as uncharacterized. The record is from RefSeq and is a predicted model, not a curated record. The transcript is spliced from 5 exons. Gene Ontology annotation, molecular function: zinc ion binding; nucleic acid binding. NCBI's taxonomy places the organism in Eukaryota, Metazoa, Arthropoda, Insecta, Coleoptera, Tenebrionidae. Bases 1 to 1842 code for a protein of 613 amino acids.